Molecule: messenger RNA, 498 nt
Organism: Fusarium oxysporum Fo47
Lineage: Eukaryota; Fungi; Ascomycota; Sordariomycetes; Hypocreales; Nectriaceae
Exons: 1
Coding region: 1-498 (165 amino acids)
Source: RefSeq, a predicted model, not a curated record
AUGGCUUCAGAAAACCACUAUCAAGUCAUUGUCAGUACAGACGAGGAUAAGGUGGCGGCUGAAAAGCGUCGCACCGUUUACAUUCGCCCAUUCUUCCUCUUUUGGCUCAACUCUUUCAUUUUUGAGGUGUUGAUGCUCCUUGUAAGCAUCAUCUUCUUCUCCGGGUUCCGGGACAUGUUUCCCAGGCUCAUGUGGACUAUCUUCUUCUGCCCACUUGGAAUGGGCGGGGCAAUGGGAAGCCUUGUGAAUGCCUUCAUCGUCGACAAGCAUUACGGAAACAAGGCGGUUCACUUUUGUGCCAUCAUGAGCUUGUUAGUUUUGGGUGCCUGCAAUGAUCUCUGUUACAAUCUGGAUCUUGUGUUUGGUUGGUUUGGCUCCCAUGAUCAUUUUUGGUGGUGGCAUGCGCGUUAUCCGUUGAUAUAUGGCGUGGGCUACAGUACGGGAAAGCUGUUGUUUACAGAUAAAGGGCAGGAACGACUUGCUGGUUGGGGUGUUUAA